CAUUUCCUGAGUGCAACAUAUAGUUUCAGUUUAGUGAGUUGUGUUAUCUGUCAUGAUGGAACAAACUGUUUCUAAUGUGGAAGUCUGUAAUUUGGCCUUCACUGGUGAAUUUGACAAAUUAAAGAAAUGCAUUCUAACGGAUAAAUCGCUCGCAUGCAAAACAGAUCAGGACCAGAGAACAGCUCUCCAUUGGGCCUGCUCGGCUGGACACAUCAAGAUCGUAGAGUUCCUGCUGGAUCUGGGGGUGGAUGUCAACAUGCAAGAUGAUGCUAGUUGGACCCCCCUCCACAUUGCAGCAUCAGCUGGUAGAGAGGAAAUUGUGAAGUCACUGAUAAACAAAGGAGCCCAGCUAAACUCAGUCAACCAGAAUGGCUGCAGUGCUCUGCACUACGCUGCCUCCAAGGACCGAUAUGAGAUUGCCCUCCUGUUGUUGGAGAGUGGAGCGGACCCGAACGUCACAGAUAAGCUGGAAUCUACUCCCCUACACAGAGCCUCAGCCAAGGGCAACAGCCGUCUGAUCCAGCUCCUACUUGAGCAUAGUGCCUCCACCAACAUUCAGGACUGUGAGGGAAACACUGCACUCCACCUGGCGUGUGAUGAGGAGCGUGUGGAGGCAGCUAAACUCCUGGUGGAGAAUGGAGCCAGCAUCUACAUUGAGAACAAGGAGGAGAAGACACCAUUACAGAUCUCUAAAGGUGGACUUGCCACACUGUUGAGGAGGAUCGUUGAAGGAGGAAACGUUUGAAGCUUAGACACAGGAGGGUGGAGGAGAUUCAAUCAACUGGAACAUCUAAGUGGUGAAAAGUGAACUCAACAUUCUUUCUCCUUAUCUCCUCUCCUUAUCUCCUCUCCUUCACUCUGAUUGUUUUCAGAAAACAGGAUAAGCCCCCGUGUCCCCUUACACUACGUUUCUUAAAAUCCUUUCCUUUUCUCUGUCCUUCAUGCCUUCACCAGUCUUGUUCAGGGUUUGGGUCAAUUCAAUUUGGGUUCCAGUUUGAUUUAGGAAGUUAAAUGAAUUCCAAUCCCACAUUGUUGUAAUUUUAAAAGCAAUAGGGAGAAUUAGAAUUGCUUUUUACAUGCUGAAAUUGACACAACCCUGGUUACGUUACAGAUCAAUAUGGGUAACGGAGAAAAGAGGUGACACGGAAAGGAGAGGAGGCACAUGGGCUAAUAAGAUAAGGAUGUCAAAAUUCCAAUAACGUCCUUGAAAUUGUGGAUAGAACUGAGAUGUAUUCAUUAUUUGCAGACCGGUGUUAACAUUUGGAAACACCAUUUACUCUAGGAACACAAUGGGGAAUGGGUACCAGCAUUUGUCCAGUAGCAACAAUUUUUUUUCCACAUUUAGAAUAGAGCUAACAACUUCUGUGGCAGAUGGCAUCUUACAUUCAACUCCUUUCAGAAAUAACCUGUUAUUAGCUUGUCACUACAGAUAACCAGGCAUGUGUAAAACCAAUGCUAACAUCAGCAGAUGGCAGUGAUUACUUUCUUAAAUAAAAGGCUUAUCAUUAAAAAGCAACAACUUCUUUUCCAGCAACUUAUAUAUAUGUGUGUAAAAUGCCAACUAAGCCAGCAGAGGGCUGUACACCUCCAAAUUCAAGAAACCUCUAAAUGUAGGUUUUAAAUGUAUGCCUUUGCUAUGAGAGUCAGUCUCACAACCUGUUAGUUAUUGUUCAGAUGCUCUUUUGGGCUGACAGCCUUCAAAUGUAAUUUUUGUGUACACUUUAUUGAAGUCCAAUGAUUUUCUAGCAAUGAAUGGAACUUAUCGGCCCCUUUUUUUGCAGCCUAUUCCAUUCUGACUGAUGUGUUUCCAUGGCUAAAACCGUGAUCCUGGUGCAUUGUGUGCAGUCUUAGCUUGACAAGUGUAAAGCUCUAUUGACUUGCUGCCAGAGGUUGAAAGUUUGGAUGGAUGGUAUAUCAACACAAACUUCACUUAUCACCCAUUCAAAUAAUAAAAACAGGGGGCAUUGACAUAACCCAGAGUUUUUGGGGAAUUCCACCCAUGAAGUAUGAUAUCUGAUGUCAAUGGGAAAUCCAAUAAGUUUACACAUGUACAGGCUGAUGUAGAGUUUAAUAAAGAAGUAAUCACUGCCAGCUGUUGAUGUUAACAUAAGCCUAAUUAAUGUCAUGUUACCUGAUGUGCCUGAUUUACAAUUUCUAUCAAGUUAGAUAAGCGUAAAAGUUUUAAUAGCAGUUUAUUAAACUUACCAUCUUCAAUUUCUUUCAAGUUACAAUACAACAAACAUUUUAGUUGGCUGUUGAUUGAACUUAUUCCUAAACAGUUUUUUUUUCUUACAAUAUGUUCCCAAGUUUAGCCUAUAGAGAUGAAAGACGGUCUCACCUGGGUCCGGUGCCAUAAUAGCUUCUGUUCCAUCAGGAGCAGCCCCAGGGAGGCUGUGAUACUGUUAAAGUCAUGUCAAUGGCUAAUCCCUCCUGAUUACAUGGUUGGAGUUGACCGAGAUGUUUUUACAUUCUGAAAAGCAAACAUGCCUCAGAUGUAGAUUUGUUUAGGAUUUUUGCUACAUUUCUGGAGUUUCUUUUGAACAACACAACUGAACAUGAACCUGAGUUGUGAUCACGUGACCAACCACAUCAUCUGGAGGGACCAGCUAAUUAAAUUGGAAGCCCCACCAACUUGACUUUAAUAAUAUGGUGGACACUUUCAAUGGUGAUUGAACGUUUUUCACCCGUUAUGUCCUCUAAGGAUGUCUUUGUUGAAAAAAGGGUUUUCUAAAAUAUUUAGUCUGUCUGUAUGCACUAAUUUGAGUGCAAUAUCAUCAAAACUACUCACUUUUAAAGUUGGAAUUUCAUGGCUAACACAUAAGUGAUUCUACUUAUGCACAGAUAAACAGUACACAUCCAGCCCAAAAUGGGAGGUUUAAAAAUAUAAAUUUUCAUAUUCACUUCACAGACUGACACAGACAGACUUUAACAACUUGUUAAAAUUACCUCCAAGUUUUAUAUUAUCGCCUGCCUAUAUCAAACAUGUAUUAGGCUACUGGUCCUUUGAUUUCAAUACAUUUACUAUCUGUAAUAAUUAACAUUAAGUUACAUUUUGUUUGUUAAUGAAUCUGUUUUCUGGAAGAAGUUUCAUAAAAUUAUAUUUCGGUUGUGAAUAAAAAAUAAAAGGUGGUGAAUCUGGUUGUCUGUUAGCAAUUUGUAGUGAUUGGUUAGUUGCAGUAGUGUAGUGUCAAUAAAAAGGCCAUCUCAUCUUGGA
Messenger RNA from Esox lucius (northern pike), 3214 nucleotides. RefSeq names its product proteasome 26S subunit, non-ATPase 10 (gene psmd10). The transcript is spliced from 5 exons. Gene Ontology annotation, cellular component: nucleus; cytoplasm. Gene Ontology annotation, molecular function: protein binding. The record is from RefSeq and is a predicted model, not a curated record. The coding region runs from base 53 to 745 and encodes 230 amino acids. NCBI's taxonomy places the organism in Eukaryota, Metazoa, Chordata, Actinopteri, Esociformes, Esocidae.